AUGAAUCCAUCCUUCAUAAAUCUUUGCAUUCAUUCUCUGAAUUCGUUUACCUUAAUUCAAUUCAAGCAAUGACAUUAAUCUGCUUGGUCGCCAUUGCAAUGACGUCGCUCUUGUUCUCGCCGACUUCAGUCUCUGCUCAUUUCUUCCCCAGUAUCGCGUCGACACCUUCGGGGUUAAACGAUAUAACUGGCCCAUGGGACUCCUUCCGAAAUCUCUCCGGCUUCCACGCCGGCGAUAAAUCCGACGGCUUGCCCAAGCUCAAGCACUACUUGCAACACUUUGGUUACCUCAGCAACUCCAAGUCCAACCACACCGAGGACUUCGACGACUCUCUCAAAGCCGCCAUCGAGACCUACCAGAAAAACUUCAACCUCAAUGUCAGUGGCGAGCUCGACCCACAGACCGUCCAUCAGAUCAUGCGGUCUAGAUGCGGCGUUCCUGAUAUCAUCAAUGGCUCUACGACAAUGAAUGCAGGGAAAGCUACGCCGUCCUAUAACGGCACAAACUUCCACUCCGUCUCUCACUAUAGCUUCGUUUCGGGCAUGCCGCGGUGGCCGAACAACAAGUGGGACCUGACCUACGCUUUCCGGCCAGAAAACCAGCUCUCAAACGACGUCAAGAGCGUGUUCUCCCUCGCCUUCGACCGGUGGUCCUCGGUGACGGUGAUAACGUUCUCGCAGACGGAGUCGUUCUAUGACUCGGACAUCCAGACCGGGUUCUUUGUGGGUGACCACGGGGACGAUUCGCCGUUCGACGGUUUGCAGGGGCGCCUGGCCCACGCGAACCCGCCGACUAGUGGAAAGCUUCACGUGGACGAUGACGAGCACUGGGUGGUCUCGGGUGACGUCACCGCUGCCUCUUCUGCGUUUGCAGUCGACCUCGAGUCUGUGGCCGUGCACGAGAUUGGGCAUCUUCUAGGUCUGGGCCAUUCCUCGGAAAUUGACGCGAUCAUGUACCCGUCACACCCUGUUCGGACGAGGAAGGUGGAGCUUACCAAGGAUGAUAUAUCGGGAAUUCAAGAGCUAUACGGAGCAAACCCCACUUACAACGGUUCGUCAUCUACUACUCCACCAGCUCAGAACGUGGGAGAAACCAGUUCUAGUUCAGCCCAGAAAUCGGGUUCUCCCUGGAGCCUGAAGUUCAACUUCGGACUUGGAUUAUUAUUGUUGCGCAUGCUUUUGUAG
Molecule: messenger RNA, 1184 nt
Organism: Juglans regia (Persian walnut)
Lineage: Eukaryota; Viridiplantae; Streptophyta; Magnoliopsida; Fagales; Juglandaceae
Product: metalloendoproteinase 2-MMP-like
Exons: 1
Coding region: 69-1184 (371 amino acids)
Biological process (GO): collagen catabolic process; extracellular matrix organization; proteolysis
Cellular component (GO): extracellular matrix
Molecular function (GO): metalloendopeptidase activity; zinc ion binding
Source: RefSeq, a predicted model, not a curated record